AUACUCGGACGAUAAAAGAUGGUUACCAUCUGAAACUUCUGUAAGGAUCUUUGUUACUCGAGAAUUGUGGGUUUGAACUUGUUCUUCGUUUGAGUGAUGGGUCAAAGGAGUCAGGUGCUACUGCUGCUUGCAUUCAUCAAAUUUUUAGUCGUAGGAGCACAGACAGACCCAAAUGAUGCUGCUGCUCUAAUGGCUCUCGGGAGUAGCUGGGAAAACAAACCAUCCAAUUGGGUGCGCUCUGAUCCUUGUGGCGGUUGGGUAGGAAUUGAGUGCAUCAAUUCACGUGUAACCUCCAUAAUAUUGACAAGCAUGAAUUUGACGGGUCAGCUAUCGGUAGAUAUCGGGUCGUUAUCUGAGUUACAGACUCUGGAUCUAUCUUCCAACACGUUCAUGACAGGACCACUACCACAAGCAAUUGGGAAUUUGAAGAAGCUAUCAAUCUUAUGCCUGACUGGUUGUGGAUUCUCUGGUCCUAUUCCAAACGAAAUCGGAUCUCUGCCGCAGCUACUCUAUCUAGCUCUGAAUACUAAUAGAUUCUCUGGACAAAUUCCAAGUUCAAUUGGUAAUCUGUCCAAUCUAGAUUAUUUGGACCUUACUGAGAACCAGCUUAGUGGAUCCAUCCCAGUCUCUAGUGGGAAUAAAUCUGGUCUUGAUAUGCUACUUCAAACAAAGCACUUUCAUCUUGGAAAGAACCAGCUAUCGGGCACAAUUCCACCUCAACUUUUCAGCUCAAAUAUGAAACUCAUACAUGUGCUUUUUGAUAAUAAUAAUUUAUCUGGUAUCAUCCCUUCCACCCUUGGACUUGUGCAGACCUUGGAGGUGGUACGCUUGGAUAGAAAUUCACUAAAUGGGUCUGUGCCUUCAAAUAUCAGUAAUCUUGCAAAUCUCCGUGAGCUGGCCCUGUCCAACAACAGCCUGACUGGCCCUAUGCCCAACCUUACUAGCAUGAACCUCCUCAACUAUGUGGAUAUGAGCAAUAACAGUUUUGAUAGUUCUGGUGUUCCUCCUUGGAUUUCUUCCUUACAGUCUUUGACAACAUUAAUGAUGGAACGAACACAACUUGAAGGACCAAUUCCUGUUAACCUGUUCAGCCCUCCCAAUAUAGAGAUAGUGGAUCUGAGCAACAACAAUCUCAAUGGCACCCUGAAUAUUAGUACCACGUAUAGCCACAAAUUGCAACGCAUCAUUUUGCGGAACAAUUCUAUUGCUAAAUUUGAACCAAUAACUGGAGGAAACAACCUCACGAUAUCACUUGAGGAUAACCCAGUUUGUGAGGUGACAGGUCAAGUGACAGAGAGUUACUGCAAUAAUUCCACAUCAAGUUUGCCAAAUUCGAUGCCACCCAACUGCUUGCAACUUUCCUGCAGUUCGGAUCAGGUUGCCAGCCCCAACUGCAAAUGUGGCUAUCCAUACAAGGGCACUCUAUUCUUCAGAGCUCUUUCCUCCUUAGACUUGGGAAAUUCAAGUUACUAUGUAGCUGUAGAGGAGUCACUCAUGCAAACUUUUCAAUCCUAUGAUCUUCCAGUGGAUUCAGUUUCUCUGAGUAAUCCCACCAUAGACUCAUUUGGUUACCUGGGAUUGAGCCUGCAAGUUUUCCCAUCAGGAGAUGACCGUUUCAAUAAAACCGGAAUUACUAUGAUUGGAUAUGUUCUUAACAACUUGAGUUUCAGCCCGCCACGUCUCUUUGGACCCUUUUUUCUUAUUGCAUCUAUAUAUGAUUACUAUGCAGGAUCAAACAAAGGGAAAAGCAAAGGCAUUAUAAUUGGAGCAGCAGUUGGUGGUUCUCUCCUCCUGGUAGGCUACAUGGAUCCUGAAUAUUACAUGACCCAACAGUUGACUGAGAAGAGUGAUGUCUAUAGUUUUGGAGUGCUACUGUUGGAGCUAAUAACUGCAAGAAGGCCAAUAGAGCAAGGGAAGCAUAUCGUGAAAGAGGUAAGGAAUGCAAUGGAUAAGACAAAAGAGUUAUACAAUCUUCAUGAAAUUCUUGACCCAGCCAUUGGUUUGGGAACAACUUUGAAAGGUUCAGAAAAGUUUGUGGACCUGGCAAUGAGGUGUGUUGAAGAAUCAGGAGCCGAAAGGCCUACAAUGGGUGAGGUGGUAAAAGAAAUUGAAAACAUUAUGCAACUUUUUGGGUUGAACCCCAUUGUUGAAUCUGCAUCAACUUCAGAAACUUAUGAUGUAGCCGGCAAAGGCCAUUACGACCACCCUUACAUCGAUGAUGGCUUUAAUUACAGUGGUUCCUUCCCUCCUUCAAUGACAGAUCCUAAGUGAAUAUCAUUUCACAAUUUAGAAUGCUCAACUUGGUAGGAAUUUUAUUUUUUUUGGGUUUCCUUGUAUAUGUUAGAGAAACCAGUUCAUCUAUCUUAUACAUGAAACAUGGAUACUCAUGUUAAAUAAUCAUUUAUUGUUAGGAUAUUUCAAUAAUAAAUCUACUCUUUCUCUGUAGCAUGUAUAAAUAAAAUG
Corylus avellana is the source of this 2463-nucleotide messenger RNA. NCBI's taxonomy places the organism in Eukaryota, Viridiplantae, Streptophyta, Magnoliopsida, Fagales, Betulaceae. The record is from RefSeq and is a predicted model, not a curated record.